GUUAAGAAGGGUUAUACUUCCAAAAGAAAGUGAGGAUAUUUAAAGCUUUAUCGGGGUUUAGGUGGCUGUGAAGCAGUCACUGAAAAUGGAAGAGUUCCACCAUGAUGAUGAUUUCGGCGAACUCUACGCCGACAUUGAAGUUCUCAAUGCCACCGCCGAAGAACAAGACGAAGAGGAAGAAGAAAAACUGGAUGUGAACAGUAACAUUUUCAACCUGGAUGAGGACAAGAGCGACGACAAAGUGAAUGAUGACUCUGCUGCUGCCAGUGACAGCGACGACGAUUUGAAAAUCGUGCUGAAUGACGAGGAUUCUCCUGUCGGAGUUGUUGGUUGUGACGAUGACGGUGGAUAUGGCGAUGAUGGUGAUGAUAAUGGCUCCAGAUUGUAUGCUAAUAAGAGUGGUAGGAGUCGAGGAUUGGCGUUUGUUAAUAUUAUGACGGCCAAUGCGGCAAUGGGGAUGUCUUCCUACAUUUCAUCCUUGAAUAAAGGGAGGAGGAAUGGUGAUGCCUGCAUCCAGAACCUUGCGUUGAGCUCCUCUCGAGUGUGCCUUGCAGCAAAUCCUGUGGCUGUUCAAUGUGGAUAUGGAUCGGUUCUUCCUUGGUAUUGGGGCAUAUUUGAUGUAAACAUUGAUACAUUUAUGGAGAAGCCAUGGAAUGUUCCUGGAGUUGACAUAACAAAUUACUUUAACUUUGGUUUUAAUGAGAGCACUUGGAAACUAUACUGUGCUUCAUUGAAGCAACUUUGGAGAACAUCCUUGCAAACUUGUAUUUCAGUUGAUAGCUCUGCUAAAUGGAAUCAGGAAGCCGUAAGAGAGCAAAGUGAUCAAGCUGUGUUAGGGAGUGUACUUUUUCCUUCAUCAGAUUGUGAAUUGCCGAAAGGCAGAGCAAUUCAGGUUGAGGACAGCAUGGUUGAACGACAACCAUCCAUAGAUGUAAGGCGACCACGCAAUAGGGAUUUUAAUGUUAUAGAGAUAAAGCUGCUUGAAUCCUCUGAUGAUUGUUCUGGUUCUGGCAAUAGCACUGUAAUGGAUGCAUCAUUAGAAGGAGAAUCUAUGGCAGCCAAUAUGAGAAAUAUUCUUGAUUCUUCUAAUGAACGGGAUGAAGUGGUGUCUGAAGAUCAAUUGGAAGAUGUAAUAAAAGCUGAGGACUCUUCUGUUCUGAAAAGAACUGGAACGAUAAUUGGCGUAAAUGGAGAUGAGCAUCGAGAUCAACCCAAUCAACUUUCUGAAGAUACUGCAGAAGUGCCAGAGGGGGAAAUAAAGACAGAUGAAGGUGGUGGCAUCGAACCAUGUAGUUCUUAUCCACAUUGGAUUGAGUCAGAACUGUCACUGGGAGAUCAAGAGUGUAGCCUGACUUCCUAUAGUGAUAGUGAUUCUGAGCCAACAGAAAACAGUGUUCAUCUUGAUAAUGAUACAAGCCCAAUUAGCCCUAUAAAAAGGAAAACAUUGAAUUGUGUUACUGACACGAAGAAAUCUUCCCCACUUAAUUGGAAGAACUCAAAAAACAACAGUGUCAAUGAAAAAACAGUAAACAUAGCUUAUAAUUCAAGAACUAGAGGUCUAUUCAGAAAAGAAUGGAGGCACCAAAGGGAAGGAUAUGAGUCUGGUUAUGAUAAGAACGAGCACACUGAAAAUGGUAAUGAUGUUUUUUCCAUCCUCAAGUCCAAUAAGAGGGAUCUGUCUCCAUUGGCUCAUCGAUUUGUUGACUAUGGCAGACAAAAAGACCAACGGCAAACUUUUGGAAGUCAAAGAAAAAGAGAUGUUUCAUAUAAUAGACAAACAAAACAAUCCUACUAUUAUGGCGAUGAAAAGGUUGUUGAUGAGUUGGUUACAAGGUGCACUAAAUAUUAUCAUGAAGAUCGAGGAAGCUUUAGGGAGAAUACUAACCGAUAUGACAGGAAAAAUGGGGAUGUAGGGGACUAUAUUUCUGAACCAGGUUAUUGCUUUGCAGAUAAUGAGGACAGAGAUAGAGAUUGGUAUCAUCCUGGUUUUGGGUCCUCUGCUUAUGACCUGAAUCCUUGCCCUUAUAGGGAGCCUAGGCAGUUUCUUCCAAAACAUUCAUCUUUUCUUGAUAAGGAAAGGCAUAAUCAAAGGAAAAGAAUGGAUGGAAGAUCCCAUUUCAUCGACAGUAAAUGCAUUGAUGGUUUUGAUGAACGUGAGUUUGAGUUUGUAAACAAGAGCUAUAGGAUGGCCACUUCUGCUGCUGAGAGAGAAAUGGAAUCUUCAUAUAUUAAUUGUGAAGAGCAAUUUCAACAAAUUGGUAGAGAUUGGAAAAGAUCUGUCCCAAGGGGAAGACACUGUGACAGCUCCCGUUUACUUUUGAAUAACUCAUGUUCUGGGAUAAUGGAAGAUAAUUAUCCAAAAUAUGCACAUUGCCAUACUUCAAAUCUUAAGUAUCAUAAACAAUCUUGUACAGAUUCAAUGAAAAAUUAUGCAUAUGGUGCAAGAGUGAAUGAAAACUUCGGGGAUUAUGGAAGAGAUAAGCAUGAUAGGGACAGCAGAGGCAGUUACUGGUCAAGUGAUUAUACCGAAACUGUAAAAGAUGAAAUUUAUCCUGUAGAAGAGUAUCAGUUUUACAGGUCCCCAUCUAAGUUCCUGGACUGGACUGAGGAUGAAGUUAUUUAUAGGCAUCAUGAAACAACUCUCUGUGCUAAGGUGCAGAGUGAUGAUAUGCCAUUGCAACGGCAUUGGGUAAAUGUUCCGAAACGUGAUACUGAGAAAUAUUUUAAAGCUAGCUCUAAGACUAUGUACAGAAGUAAGGGUGGACAAGCAGUGCUGAGAUGCAGGAAAUCAGCUGACUUGAUUGAUAGGGAAGGAAAGUCUCAAGUGAGAAGUUCCAGAGUCUUGUCCAAUGGUAGGCUUGAAAAUGUCAACCAGUGUAUUGCCAAGAAACGGAUGAGAGAUUCAGUGGGUUUUGAUGAAUCUAAUGAGAGGGCCAGCAAAUUUGAUGCCUCUAAAUACGAGAGAAACCUCGGAAGCAAGAAAUUGGUCCAGAACCUUCAAGAUCAAGGGCAGAAAGAAAGCUCGGAUAUCGAAGAAGGUCAGAUUGUAACAAAAAAAUGUAAAUCAUCAUUUGAGAAGCCUUCUACAUCCAGAAGAGAUGCUUCUAAAGGGCCAGCCGUGACUGACAGUGUGAAGAGAAUGUCACAAAACGAAGGUAGUUCUGAACAAUGUAUUGGUGGAUUUGACCGUCAAAGGAUUCUCGAUUCCUUAGCCAAGAUGGAGAAACGUAGGGAGCGCUUUAAGCAACUCAUCCCAAUGAAAAAGGAAGCAGAAGAGAAUUUGAAGCUCACCAUUGAUUCUUCCAUUGUUGAUACAUGUGAAAUCAAGCAACAUAGGCCAGUUCGAAAGAGGCGUUGGGUCGGUAAUUAGUUUGAAUCGAUGGCCAGAGUUUGUUUAAGAUCUAUAAACGACAGCAACUAUCAGGGUGGUCUUAGAUAAUCCAGUUUUGAUAAAAAUCAUACUUUGUCAUUGGCAAAUUUGACAGAUUAUAGAUGUUGUUUUCAUUUCACUUGUUAGAAUAAAGCAUAAUUAACAGUUUUGGCG
Vigna umbellata (rice bean) is the source of this 3544-nucleotide messenger RNA. RefSeq lists its product as uncharacterized. Lineage: Eukaryota; Viridiplantae; Streptophyta; Magnoliopsida; Fabales; Fabaceae. The record is from RefSeq and is a predicted model, not a curated record. Gene Ontology annotation, biological process: mRNA processing.